CUUUGUUCCCUUUUCUUUGUUUAUGCAAUGGCACACAAAAUAUAAAUCUUAUCCCGAGUCAGUUCUGAAAUACGAAUAGAAAACGGCUCUCUUUCAGACCUCCAACAUGUAGUGCAACAGUAGUAGACGCAUGUAGCUCGGCCACGUGAUCAGUAUGUGCAGAGGCUUAAAAGGAUAGAGUCCAUUUGACAGGAUGUUGGGCUAAGGGUCUUGAAAUAUGUUAUAGGGGAGGCUCUCGAUAUAAAUAGUAGAAAAGGCAAAAAAGCUUAAAUGGUCGUCGAUUUCCCUUUUUCUUUUCCCUGUCUAUUUGCCACAAUGUACGAACCUAAGCCAGCCCUUAUCUCCAACAGAGUCAACGAUUCAUGCUUCAUUGAUAUUGAUAUAACAUCGGGAAAGAGCGACAUUUACAAUGAAGUUCUUCGUCCUAGCAUUGCCAUAAAAUCAGUCUCUUAUUAUGAAAUGAAGUUAAAACAGCAGCCCUACCCAUAUGAUGAGCAACCACGUCAUAGUAUUUUGGUCAUCGAUUCCAUACCAGAAGAAAUCGGGUCUCUAUCGAUUUGGGAAGCUGCAGAAACGGGUAAUUUAGAGGCGUUGAAAUAUCUGAUCGCUUAUCAAGAAAAUAAAGCAAAUGAAAGAGGAGAUAGCAGGGAUGAAGAACAGGAAGGCAAAGAGGAUGUGAUCAAUCAGAGAGACCCCAGCACGGAAUGCACUCUACUGUACACUGUGAUUAUCGCCAACAGCCACAAUCCCUAUCCGUAUCUCCAAUUUUUGCUGGAGCACGGUGCGGACGCGACAGCAAGAAACAUUUACAACAUACAAGCGAUUCAUGCGCUUCUCUUACAUUGCCCAGAACCGAUGGAAUCACUCGAGUUGCUGCUUGACUAUGACGCUGACCCGGACGCGAGAGAUGGCGACGGUUGGUCACCCGUCCAUUAUGCGGCUCGUUUCUGCAAAACGCCCGAACCCGUGUUGCGGCUUUUAUUCAAAAGGGGGGCGGACAUCAACAUGCUCGAUCACUCCAAUAAACGGACGGCUCUGUUUGGCCUUUUGGCCAACGGCGAUUAUGGUAAGACGCUGGAUUGGAUGAUUCACGAGGCGAAAGCCACUGUGAAAGUGAGUGCUGAUUUUUCGCAUCAGAAAAAGAGAGGGACUGUUCAAGGCACUUUGAUUUUGCAAGCCUGUAAAUAUGGAAGGCUUUCAUGCUUGCGUAUGUUGAUAAGCUCUUCAUCGACCAUGGAAAUAUUAACGCCCCUGGUCAGCCAACAAGAACUCAAAAUGGCCAUGGAGCUCAUAAGUCAACAACUACGGAAAGCGACAGAGAAAGAACAAACGGAACAGUUGCAUAUCAUGCUUUCCAUUGUCAAAGAUCUGCAGAAAAAGCUCUAUCCAGCAACGACACCAGGACGUUUUGUCACCGCCGCCAACACUGACAUCCAUCUGGAGGCUCACCACGAACCCAAUCACAUGGAUAUCAUUGAACUAGAGACCCCACCACCUCUUGAACGUAGGCCAAGUUUAUUGAAGCGGUUCUUGAUGAAUUCUCCAUUUUAAAAAAACUGUCUCUCCCUCCAAUAAAAAUCAUGCAUUUUUGGGCAUUAAACACAAAUUUUAUUCAACAAGUUGGAUUUUUUUU
Molecule: messenger RNA, 1633 nt
Organism: Mycotypha africana
Lineage: Eukaryota; Fungi; Mucoromycota; Mucoromycetes; Mucorales; Mycotyphaceae
Product: ankyrin repeat-containing domain protein
Exons: 4
Coding region: 271-1551 (426 amino acids)
Molecular function (GO): protein binding
Source: RefSeq, a predicted model, not a curated record